AUGAGAGUGGCUAACCAGGCUAUGCUGGACGCCGUCAGAGAGGCGAACAGGAAAGCCACAAAAGAUGUACUGGAGGCAAAUCGCCUAGGGAACAUGACCAUGAUGAGGGACAUGUUGGAGGAGAUGAGGACUGGUCCUGUUGGUGGCAAGUAUCCUCCUCCAGCACCUUCAACGCCACCAGCAUCAUCGCCUCCACCCAGUCAUCAGGAUGAGAGUCUUAGUCAUAUGAAGGGUGUCAUUUGCUUUCACUGUGGCAAGGAGGGCCACUAUGCUAGAGAUUGUCUGUCGUCUACUGCGAGAGCUGCUGCGGUUCAGGCGAUUCCAUUGCAGAUGAUUCCUAUUGCACCUAUAGCGGCACCUGUGGUGCCACCUGCCACUGGUCGUGUUUAUACUUUGGAUCGACAGCAGUUGGACCGAGCUCUGGACCUUGUGAGAGGUACCGUUUCUAUUGGUGGAUCUGCAGUUGAUGUGUCAUUUGAUUCCGGGGCUACGCAUUCUUUUAUAGCAAUCCUGAUUGCUGUAGGGCUUGAGUUGCCCAUUACUGUGCUUUCUCCACCGUUGUGGGUGACUAUCGCCACCGGAGAAAAGGUUGAUACCUCCAAUGUACAUCAAGAUGUCGUAUUUCAAUAG
This is a messenger RNA of Gastrolobium bilobum, 630 nucleotides long. RefSeq lists its product as uncharacterized. Bases 1 to 630 code for a protein of 209 amino acids. Gene Ontology annotation, molecular function: nucleic acid binding; zinc ion binding. The transcript has 2 exons. The record is from RefSeq and is a predicted model, not a curated record. NCBI's taxonomy places the organism in Eukaryota, Viridiplantae, Streptophyta, Magnoliopsida, Fabales, Fabaceae.